Sebastes umbrosus (honeycomb rockfish) is the source of this 3109-nucleotide messenger RNA. RefSeq names its product adaptor related protein complex 5 subunit mu 1 (gene ap5m1). The transcript is spliced from 8 exons. Lineage: Eukaryota; Metazoa; Chordata; Actinopteri; Perciformes; Sebastidae. Gene Ontology annotation, biological process: endosomal transport. The record is from RefSeq and is a predicted model, not a curated record. Gene Ontology annotation, cellular component: late endosome; cytosol; lysosome. Bases 319 to 1794 code for a protein of 491 amino acids.
GGUAAUACCACCGACUUCCACAUGGAUUUGCUUGAUUUCGUUCUCGUUUUGUGCCCUUUUGUUGUUGACAGCUAGCUGGUUAGCAGCUCCUCUGCUUCCGGUAUGGGUGGAGAAGGGUGGCAACGGUUGCUUAGUACUGCGCGCGCGCGAGUGACGUGUGAUUGGUGUGAUUGUUGUCACAUGACGCAGAAACAGGAAGCGAGUUGCUGAGUUUGUCAAAUGCAUAACAGAGAGGAACAUUGUGAUCUUCUGCACCUUAACAUGCUUUUAUGUUAACAUUGAAGUCACAGAGUAGUCUGUACAUUGAAGACUGGACAAAUGAGUGUGCGUGCUUUGUGGAUUAUCUCUCAGGUGAAGGGAGAGAAUGUAUCAAUACGCUUUACAAGGAGGUUUGCUACUGUGGAGCAUCGUGCAAAGAGCCUGGCAGGUUCCUCAUACACAGCAGUCCCAGAAGACAACGCUGUGCUGCACCUCCUGCUCACUGAGUUAGGUCUUUCAGACUCAGACAAGUCCUAUGUAGCUCUCAGAGAUGAUUGCCUUCAUCGUCAGCGAUCACCAGCCAUGGAGCUGCGUGUGGACGGUACUGGAAAGGGAACACUUUGGCCAGUGUUGGCCAUCUCACAAGGGCCUCUUACCCUAGCUUGCCUGCCUUUAGUGGAUGCCCCUGCUGAGCCACGGCCACCCCUUGCCAGCCUUCUCUCUGUCUCCCAGGGCCUCACACUCUUGGCAGGUCUGCAGACUUUUCUUCUUGGCUCUGGGGGUAAGCCUGAUAGCGAGGGGCUGGCCUCUCGCCUGGCGAUGCUGCCCUCUAUACUCUUGCAGGUUUGUCCACUUGGCACACCCCUGGAUGUGCCACUACUGGGGGCACCUGCUACACCCACAGUGCCCACUCCCACUGGGAACCAGAAGCAGCCAGCCUGGAAGACGGGGCUCCACCGCGGUCGAGCUGUGGUGAACGUAGCACUGAUGGAAACAGUGCGCUCCAUGCAGUAUGGUAACCAGGGCGGACAGGACCUGUGGGAUGUUUAUGGCACUGUGACAUGCAAAUGUGAAGUGGAAGGGGUGCUCCCAAAUGUGACAGUGACCCUCACACUGCCACCAAAUGGUUCUCCACUACAGGACAUCUUGGUCCAUCCUUGUGUCACCUCACUGGAUUCUAGUAUCCUGACUGCCAGCAGCGUGGAUAACUCUGAUGGCUCGGCCUUCUCUGGGCCAUAUAAGUUCCCCUUCUCUCCUCCUCUGGAGCCAUUCAGACUAUGCAGCUAUACAUCUCAGGUCCCUGUUCCCCCUAUUCUCGGUUCAUAUCAACUGAGGGAAGAAGAGAACCAGCUGCGUGUGUCAGUAACCCUCAAACUUCACGAGAGUGUGAAGAACAGCUUUGAGUACUGUGAAGCACACCUGCCAUUCUUUAACAGGGAUCAGAUGGGUGUUGUGGAUGUGAAGGUGAGCUCCGGACAACUGGAUGUUUCAAAGGAGAAGAACCUGCUGGUCUGGGGCCUGGGACAAAAGUUCCCUAAAUGUCGUGAGGUCACAAUGGAGGGCAAAAUCAUCUUUUCUGGGCCGACACCAGGACCUACUGACCCCCUUUGCACAGAGCUUACAGCCUAUAUUAAAUUGUAUUUCAAAGUGCCUGACAUGACGCUCUCUGGGUGCUGUGUGGACCAGCAUUCAGUGCAGGUUUAUUCCUCUGCCAAACAACGGAUUAUAACAUCCCGAGAACUUCAAUCCAAAGAGUACUUCAUAUGGAAUUCAACAGGAAUGGCUCCGGUAUCCUCUGGGCAGAUGAUGCUGUAGCAUGGCUACAUUGAGAGCAGCUCGGUGGAAAGGUGCUCAGUUCACUAUACUGUAACAGGACUGUCGAGCACAUACUGUACAGUGAUCCAGACUGGAUGUGUGAAAACUUUUUACUAUCCUGUUGUUACUGCAGAGCUCACAAAUGAUGUAAAAUCUACUAAUUAUUUUGACUGCUAUCUAAAUUUUCUAUGUUAUCGAUUAUUUACAUGUUAAAGAUUGAAUAAUAUUGCUUUUAUUCAGUACAGUUCACAAUUUGCAGAAGUAUUGAUUUUGUUGAUAGAUGGCGCUUACAAAAAAAACCUGCCCCUGUAGUUAAACUUCUUUUAUCCCCCAACCUUCACCCUCCCCUCAAAUUUAUCCCAUUGCAGACACAAGGGCCACCCCUCGCUCUGACAGUCCCACUUCAGUGACUCUCCAUCAGCCGGAUAAUUAGCAGCUGGGGCCUUGUCAUCAGCUGUUGUGGGCCUGGAGGAGAGGGGCGGCUGGGCUGUGAAAGGCCUGGCUGCUCUGGCCAGUGUCUUGGCUACAAAAGGCUCCUCUUUUAGAGCUGGCAGGAGUCCUUGCCCCCUCCACCAAUCACUCCCCCACCCCUUUUGACCCCAUCCCCGCCCUGUCAACUAGUGGCUAGUUCAAACACUCAACCUUUCCAGCCAGACUGUGAUUGAGCGCUGACCCUCUGGCCCUCUGAGACUUUAAAGCAGCCGGUCCUAUUCAGCGAGCAGGACCUGCCUAAUUGGUGAAAAAGUCACAAGGAUGGAAGUGGUUGGGGCGCCUCUUGAGGUUGCGUAGGUGCUUUAACUUAAUUAAUGUAAAAUAUUUGAUCUCUAUUGUUGUAACACAAGUGUCAUAGACAUCCUUUUAUAAUCAAUACAUAAUUAUAAAGAAAUUAGUUAAAGAAGGGAAUGUAGUUCCAGAUGUUUCUCACUGUUUACUAUUAUUUUUACCUGAACUAUGAUGGGUUUCAUUCUACAAUGCAAACUCCACCUCAGUAUAUUAAGUUAAAUGAAUAACCAGCCGAUGAAGGGUUAAACCAGAGGAGAUUGUGCCCCACUAUUCCACAGCAGCCAGACUCCUCUGAGUGCCCUCAUUGUCUGCUGUUGGCCUCUUGUGCCCCUUGCUGGUCCAAAUGCUACAUUCUCACGUGGAUUUCCACUCAAAAGGCUGACCAUGACCAAUCCUCUGUCAAUUGGAACCAAUUGCUCACACGGCAUCCUUCACCUUCUUUUUAUGUAGCGGUACGGAGUGGCAGACACCGAGACCUCUCGGCUCUCCCCCUCCACGACGAUUUGGCUUUAAGGCCCAGUGUGUGUGGCUA